GUUCACAGAUUGAGAUCUGAUAUUUUCAGACUGAAACCUUCAUUAAUGUAGAUUACACAGGUAACUAAGCUUCACUACUUUGACCCAAUGGAGUGAGACAAAAACUAAAAAGGAAUCUGAAUUGAUUGGGCAGAGACUAAAAGGGAGAAAAACAUACCAGUCUCCAUUCAUUGUUUCAUGGAUGUAACCUUCUGUAAUGGAAGAUGAUUGAAGACAAGGGGCCUCGUGUUGCUGACUACUUUGUUGUAGCAGGAUUAACUGAUGUUUCAAAGCCUCUUGAAGAAGAAAUUCACUUCAAUGAUGCCUGUCAUAAAGUAGCAAAACCAAAAGAACCUAUCAUUGAUGUUUCAGUUAUCAUUAAAUCUCUUGGGGAGGAAGUACCACGGGAUUAUACGUGUAUUGAUGUUACCCCAACUGGACUGUCAGCAGACCUCAAUAAUGGAAGUCUUGUGGGACCCCAGAUUUACCUUUGCUAUAGAAGAGGAAGAGAUAAACCUCCACUUACAGAUCUGGGGGUUUUAUAUGACUGGAAAGAAAGAUUAAAACAGGGCUGUGAAAUUAUUAAAAAUACUCCUUAUGGGCACCCAGCAAAUAUUAGCGGCAGUACCUCAUCCCAAAGGAUUUAUAUCACUUACCGAAGAGCUUCUGAAAACAUGACUCAGAAUACAUUGGCUGUCACAGACAUAUGUAUUAUUAUACCCAGUAAAGGAGAAAGCCCACCACACACAUUCUGCAAAGUUGACAAGAAUCUCAAUAACAGCAUGUGGGGAUCCGCAGUGUAUUUAUGUUACAAAAAAUCCGUGGCAAAGACUAACACUAUAUCUUACAAAGCUGGUCUAAUUUGUAGGUAUCCUCAAGAAGAUUAUGAAUCAUUCUCACUACCAGAAUCUGUUCCCUUGUUUUGUUUACCAAUGGGUGCAACUAUUGAAUGUUGGCCACCAAAUAGCAAAUACCCUCUCCCUGUAUUUUCUACAUUUGUGUUAACUGGAGCCUCAGCUGAAAAGGUCUAUGGUGCUGCUAUUCAGUUUUAUGAACCAUACUCAGAGGAGAAUCUCACAGAAAAACAGAGACUCCUUUUGGGAUUAUCUCCAUUGGCAGAUGGGAAGUCUGAUCAUUCCAAAACAAUUCACACUAACAAAUGCAUCUGUCUUCUUUCUCACUGGCCUUUUUUUGAUGCAUUCAGGAAGUUUCUCACUUUUUUGUACCGUUAUUCCAUCUCUGGGCCUCAUGUCCUUCCAAUUGAGAAGCAUAUUUCUCACUUUAUGCAUAAAGUUCCUUUUCCAUCUCCUCAGAGACCAAGGAUUUUAGUUCAGCUAUCACCACAUGAUAAUUUGAUUCUCAGCCAGCCAGUUUCUUCACCUCUUCCAUUAAGUGGUGGCAAGUUUUCAACACUACUUCAGAAUCUAGGCCCUGAAAAUGCGGUGACACUACUAGUCUUUGCAGUAACGGAACAUAAAAUUCUCAUCCAUUCCUUACGGCCUUCUGUGCUUACUAGUGUGACAGAAGCCUUAGUGUCUAUGAUUUUCCCUUUCCACUGGCCAUGCCCGUAUGUUCCUCUCUGCCCACUGGCCCUGGCAGACGUCUUAAGUGCACCCUGUCCAUUCAUAGUAGGGAUUGAUUCCAGAUACUUUGAUCUCUAUGAUCCUCCACCAGAUGUCAGCUGUGUUGACCUUGAUACCAACACCAUUUCUCAAACUGGUGACAAGAAGAAUGUAGCCUGGAAGAUUCUUCCAAAGAAGCCAUGUAAAAAUCUGAUAAAUACCCUGAAUAAUUUGCACCAGCAAUUAGCAAAAUUGCAACAGAGACCGAGAGAUGAUGGACUAAUGGACUUAGCAAUGAAUGACUACGAUUUUAAUUCUGGAAAAAAGUUGCACAUGAUAGAUUUGGAAAUUCAGGAGGCAUUUUUGUUUUUUAUGGCCUCUAUUUUAAAAGGUUAUAGAUCAUACUUAAGGCCAAUAACACAAGCCCCAUCUGAGACAGCAACAGAUGCAGCUUCUCUUUUUGCCCUGCAAGCUUUCUUAAGAAGUCGGGACCGAUCACAUCAAAAAUUCUAUAACAUGAUGACCAAAACUCAAAUGUUUAUUCGCUUCAUUGAAGAAUGUUCUUUUGUCAGUGAUAAAGAUGCAAGCCUGGCGUUUUUUGAUGAUUGUGUUGACAAAGUGGAUAUGGACAAGAGUGGCGAAGUGCGACUCAUAGAACUGGACGAGUCUUUCAGAAGUGAACAUACUGUCUUUGUAACACCACCUGAGAUCCCCCAUCUGCCCAAUGGCGAAGAACCCCCUUUACAGUACAGCUAUAAUGGAUUUCCAGUUCUUAGGAACAAUUUAUUUGACAAACCUGAAGGAUUUCUUCAAACACAAAAGAAGAAAUUACCUUCAAAAUCAAGUAGUCCUAGCAGCCCUUCGCCUAUGUUCAGAAGAACAAAACAGGAAAUUAAAUCAGCCCAUAAAAUUGCCAAGAAGUAUUCUUCUAUCCCUCAGAUGUGGUCUAGGUGCCUUCUGCGUCACUGCUAUGGACUGUGGUUUAUUUGUCUCCCAGCUUAUGUGAAAGUAUGUCAUUCCAAAGUUAGAGCUCUGAAAACUGCAUAUGAUGUGCUCAAAAAGAUGCAGUUGAAGAAGAUGGACCCACCUGAUGAGGUGUGCUACCGCAUUCUUAUGCAGCUUUGUGGACAGUAUGACCAGCCCGUGCUUGCAGUCCGAGUGCUUUUUGAAAUGCAGAAAGCCGGCAUUGACCCCAAUGCGAUCACUUAUGGUUAUUACAAUAAGGCUGUUUUGGAAAGUACCUGGCCUUCAAGAAGUCAUAGUGGCUAUUUUCUAUGGACAAAAUUAAGAAAUGUUGUUUUAGGAGUAGCACAGUUCAAAAGAGCUUUAAAGAAACAUGCACACUCAUCACAAACAACUCUUUCAGGUGGCCAGUCUGAUCUGGGAUAUAAUUCACUAUCUAAGGAUGAAGUUAGAAGAGGGGAUACAUCUAUUGAGGAUACUCAGGAAGAAAAAAACAAAAAGGAGAGUGAUUCUAGUUCCUUGUCAGAGAAUGAGAGUGCAAAAGGAAGCGCUGACUGCCUUCCUACACUCAGUUAUCAAAGUUCUUCCAGUAUAGUUCGCCUCAGUGCUACAAGUAAGAACAAUGCUGAUAAAAUAUCUGGAGAAAGCACAGAAAGCACACCUGAGCUGCUCUUAAUGUCAUCUCUAGAGGAUACAAAUGAACCAGGAAAUAUUCAAGCUAGAUGCUUCAAAAAAAGACAUAAAAGUGACAGUGAACCUAAUUUGCAGCAACAGAUGUCCUGGGGAACUAGAAACCGGAAUCUUAGUGGAGGGGUGCUGAUGGGACUUAUGCUAAAUAGAAUUAACAAGGAAACAAACCCCGGAGAUAUAGUUGAAAAAUUAGGUGCUGAUGCAAAAAUUCUUUCAAAUGUUAUCUCCAAAAGUACAAGACCAAAUAGUCUUGAUAUUGGAAGGCCACUGUUACGGUCAAAAAGAGACAGUCUAGAAAAAGAAUCCAGUGACGACGAUACGCCUUUUGAUAGUUCUAACUGUUUGGCAGAUAAAGUGGAUUCUCCUGUUAUUUUUGACUUAGAAGAUUUAGACAAUGAAUUAGACAGGUCAAAAGUGGGGUACACUGCUGCACCACAUCCUAAGACAGUGCAGCGUAUGAAUAGCAGCUUUUCAGUAAAACCUUUUGAGAAAACUGACGUUGCAACAGGGUUUGAUCCCCUCUCUCUUUUGGUUGCUGAGACUGAACAGCAACACAAAGAAGAGGAGGAGGAAGAGGAAGAUGACAGCAAAAGCAUUUCUACACCCUCAGCCAGGCGUGACUUAGCUGAAGAAAUUGAGAUGUAUAUGAAUAACAUGAGCAGUCCUUUGGCAAGUCGUACACCAAGUAUUGAUCUACAGCCAGCAUGUGAUGAUAAAUUGACCAAUAAGAAAAGUCCAACAUUGGUCAAGGCCUGCAGAAGAUCUAGCCUGCCUCCUAAUUCUCCUAGGCCAGUGAGACUUACCAAAUCUAAAAGUUAUACCAAAAGUGAAGAGAGACCGAGGGAUAGACUCUGGUCCUCUCCAGCCUUCUCCCAUACUUGCCCAUUUAGGGAAGAAGCUCAAGAGACAUUAACCCAUUCGUCACCUUCAUUUAACUUGGAUACACUGCUAGUACCUAAACUAGAUGUGUUAAGGCACAGUAUGUUCACUGCUGGAAAAGGAGUUGCAGAGAAAGCAAGCAGAUGGUACUCAAGAUUCACCAUGUAUGCCAUGUCAUCAAAGGAUCAAAGUUCUGAUCGUACCAGUCUUUCUUCAGUGGGAGCCCAGGAUUCUGAAUCGACCUCUCUGACCGAUGAAGAUGUCUACCAUGAGUUGGAAGGCGCUACGUCCUCCCAAGAGAGCAGUGCCACUUCUGGGACCAAGGGAAUUGAUGUCAGCCGGAUGAGCCUGGAAAGUUCUGCCUCCUUAGAAGGGUCCCUGUCAAAGUUUGCUUUGCCUGGGAAAUCAGAAGUGGCAUCUUCCCUCAACACCAGUAAUACAAAUAUCUUCCAGAACUAUGCAAUGGAGGUUCUCAUCUCUAGCUGUUCUCGGUGUCGAACAUGUGAUUGUCUUGUCCAUGAUGAAGAAAUCAUGGCUGGAUGGACAGCAGAUGAUUCAAAUCUCAAUACUACCUGCCCAUUCUGUGGCAAUCUUUUCUUACCCUUUCUCAAUAUUGAAAUAAGAGACUUAAGACGACCUGGCAGAUAUUUUUUGAAGUCAGCUCCAUCUGCGGAAACUGUGCACUUUCCAUCUUCCUUUUCAAGUCAGACAAGGCAGUCUUGCAUUUCAGCAUCAGCCUCUGGUCUUGAUACAUCUGCUGUAUCUGUUCAAGGGAAAUUUGAUCUAAACAGCAAAUCUAAACUGCAGGAAAAUCCCUGUACCCGAAGUAUUCAGAUUCCCACCAAUAGAUCAAAAACAGCUAUAUCAAAAUGCCCACUAUUCCCAAUGGCCAGGAGCAUUAGUACUUACGGCCACUUGGAUAAAGAGGAUUCUGGAGGACAGAAACUGGUUCCUACAGGCAGCCUGCCGGCUACUUUACAAGGGGCUACACAGGAUUCUUUAGGGUUAGAAUGGCACCUUCCAAGUCCAGAUCCUGUCACAGUUCCAUAUCUCAGUCCACUAGUUGUCUGGAAGGAACUUGAGAGCUUGUUGGAAAACGAAGGUGACCAUGCAAUAACAGUGGCUGACUUUGUGGAUCAUCAUCCAAUUGUUUUUUGGAAUUUGGUGUGGUAUUUUAGGCGUCUUGACCUCCCAAGUAACUUGCCAGGAUUGAUUCUUUCUUCUGAGCAUUGUAACAAGUAUUCAAAGAUUCCCCGCCACUGUAUGUCAGAAGAUAGUAAAUAUGUUUUAAUACAAAUGUUAUGGGACAAUAUGAAAUUACACCAGGAUCCUGGACAGCCCUUGUACAUCCUCUGGAAUGCCCACAGUCAAAAUCGUACUCUUUUGUUUGAGACCCAAAAGUAUCCAAUGGUCCAUUUGUUGCAAAAAAAUGAUAACUCAUUUAACCAGGAAUUACUGAAAAGUAUGGUUAAAAGCAUUAAGAUGAAUGAUGUCUAUGGACCAAUGAGUCAGAUUCUAGAGACACUGAGUAAGUGUCCACAUUUUAAAAGACAGAGGAGCUUAUACCGAGAAAUACUAUUUCUUUCACUUGUGGCGCUGGGAAGAGAAAACAUUGAUAUAGAUGCAUUUGACAAAGAGUACAAGAUGGCAUAUGAUCGCCUCACACCUAGUCAAGUCAAAAGUACACACAACUGUGACAGACCACCGAGUACAGGAGUAAUGGAAUGUCGAAAAACCUUUGGAGAACCUUAUCUUUAAGAUGUGUGUGUGUACAUUCAAUGUGUAUUGUAUAGUCAGUCGGUUGUACAAAAUAACACUUUUAGACUCUAAACUUUUUUUCUUAAAUUUUUGCGAGUGCAUUUGUAAAUGGUUUGGAAAGGUCAGAGUGAUUAUGUACAGAAUGCUUUCAGAAGAGAAUCAUGACAAACAGGGAGAGACACUUUGUUUCCCCUUCUUUAUUCUUUUACCUUUAACUCCUUGUAAGUAUUUUUGUGAUGAGGAAAUCCCUAAAUUGAUCGCCAUAAAAUGGAACAACUUUUUUUUUAUGGUUUCUUUGGAAAGAGAUGGAUGGGAAAUUCAUGUGUGAAACAUAAACAGAAAUUGAAGAUCAACAUAUCUCCUGUUUUCAUAGAUUAUUCAAAUGUUUUGACCGUGACGUUGUAUUAUACAUAUUUUAAAUUGUUUAUAGUAAGUUGAUAUUUUUUUAAUUUUUAAAUUUAAUAUAGCAAACUUAAAAUGAAUUUAAACUUAUGAAGCAAGUGUUUAUUGUGUCUGCUGCUAUUUGAAGUAAUUAGUACAGCUGCAGAUGUCUAUGUAAGUCUACCAAUCUCUUUUUUUUUUUAUUACUUGGGAGAGUAAAUUUAAAUCGUCAGUGCUAGUGUCGGUGUCAUCCUAGGAUUGCAUGUUAGCCCUGAGCCUGACAGUGGUGAGCAUAUCACAGCAGUGUGCACUGCCCAGUGACUCAGCGAGCCUUGUGCAAGGAAAAGGAAAGCAAGACAGGUUCACUGUAGGUCCAGACUCUCCAUUAUUGCUUGUGUACACCUAACAGUACACAAAGGAAAUGGCUCGUAAUCCAAAUAUCAAUUUCAAUUGUAAUGUACCUGAAAACCUACUUUGGGAAAUAUGAUAGUUUAUUCCAAAUUUCAUCGUUAUUUUGAUACCUAAAAUGCUGGGUUUAAUGCAAAUUGUCCUAUAAAAUAUUUAUCUGAAAUAUGAUUUACUGAUAUAUUCUGUUAAUACUAUAUAUAAAUAUUCAGAGUAUUUUUUGAAAGUAGAAAAAUAGUAAUCCUCUGAAGUAUAGCCAGGUAGAAUUUCCCAUAUUGAGGAACUUAGCUUUUUCAACAAGCUUCAGAAUCUGAAGUUUAUGGAAUCUAAAAUGCAGAAAUAUCCAUAAAUCAAACAAUAAAUUGACUGUUUAAAUACCAUGGGUAUUUAAUUGACCUUGAAAAUAUAUUUUUAAUUGUGUUGUUUUUAAUAACACUUUCUCUGAGUAAUUUCUGAUAAGGAAAAGCAUCCUUUGGCCUUUAGAAUUAUUUAUAGAUGUUUAAAUAAAUAUAUGUGUACAUUCA
Messenger RNA from Perognathus longimembris pacificus (Pacific pocket mouse), 7141 nucleotides. It is a transcript of the gene Dennd4a, whose product is annotated as DENN domain containing 4A. Bases 204 to 5831 code for a protein of 1875 amino acids. Gene Ontology annotation, cellular component: cytoplasmic vesicle. Gene Ontology annotation, molecular function: protein binding. The record is from RefSeq and is a predicted model, not a curated record. Lineage: Eukaryota; Metazoa; Chordata; Mammalia; Rodentia; Heteromyidae. The transcript has 33 exons. Gene Ontology annotation, biological process: regulation of Rab protein signal transduction.